AUGUCGGCGCCCUACCAGCCCAUCGACGAUGGGUCGGGGCGGCCGGGCCGACGACGACGAGCGGCGGGCGCGUUGCUCGCGUGCGCCGCGCUCGUCGGCGCGAUCGUACGCACGACCGGCGUCCCCUGGGCGCCGCCGUCCGCCCUCCUCGAGGCGACGCCGACGGCGAGCGCGUCCAUGGCCGUGUCCAUGAGCGCCGUGCAGAAGAUGACCUGGGCGAGCAGCAAGCCGAGCCUCGGCCUGCGCUUCGCCCAGAACGUGCUGUCGGCGACGGGCAACACCUUCGAGGGCACCGUGCAGUCGGUGCCGUGCGCCGAGCAGGUCAAGGUCGUGACGGCGAACCUGCAGAUGCACUGGGUCAACGCGACGGCGCGGCCCAGCGGCGUGCUGAGCGUCGAGGCCUUCGAGGCCCUCUUCGCGGACCGCGUCGGCGACCACUCGUCCAUGGACAUCUUCUUCGAGUUCAACAUCGGCUUCUUCGUCGUCGACCUCGACUACUUCGCGGGGCGCCUCGAGGCGCACGGCUACGCGUACCUGCCCCUGCGGUGGCACAGCGCCUGGGACAACGCGACCUACUACAGCAUCCUGGCCAACGUGCCGGGCACGACGACGGUCGUCGAGUUCAUCGGCGCGGCCUUCGGCGGGCCGACGAGCGAGUCGCGGACCGCGCGCCUCGUCGACCCCGCGCGCUACGCGGCCUACUUCGACGACCUGGGCGACGGUGCGACGGCCGAGUCCUACGUCUGCGCGAAGCUGUCCUUCCCGUCGACGUACCCGGACUACGCGUCCCUGUGGAUGCGCCAGCGCCAGUACAUGACGGCGACGGAGAUCUACGGCUCCGCGGGCGGCGACGAGAGCCGCUACGUGCUCACGCUCGAGGGCGAGUCCUUCCUCCAGUGGCACUGGGUCAUGUACCCGCCGGGCUCCGAGGCCGGCAACGGCGCCUCGACGACGCUCAAGGCGGCCCACGAGGCCGUCCAGGAGUGGGAGGACUACCUCUCGCUCCUCACGGCGCACACCGUCGUCUCGCCGAACUGCGGCUUCAACCAGUACCUCGACUUCCACCCGGGCAUCUACCCGAACGCCGAGGGCGCCGCCGAGGGCGUCGGCACGCUCGACGACAUCCUCUACCAGUUCGCGCGCGACAAGGUGAACUUCCGCAUCUUCCACGCGUGGGACAAGCAGCACCUCUACGCGAACGCGUCGAACUCGACGCUCUACAUCUACUACACCAUGCCCCUCACGGGCCGCGCCUUCCAGCUCAUCGGCACGGCGUCGAACCCCUGGUUCCGGCGCAACACAAAGCCCUGGACCCUCUGCUCCGAGUCGUGCACGUCCGAGAGCAACCACGCGGUCCCGACGGACGCGGACUCGGGCCACCUCCCGGAGCCCCCGUCGACGUCCACGGCGGGCGACGUCACCGACGGCAUCGAGGCGGCCUCGCCCAACGCGUCCGCGACGGCGGGCGCCUACGUCGCGCCCCCGUCGAACACGAUGCGCCGCGACGUCCUGUGGCUGGCCGCGGCGCUCCUGCCCGCGGCGCGGUCGCAAAGCUGCAUCGCCGUCGACUUCACGACGCACGUCCUCACGAACGCGGCGCCUGGCGCAAUGAAGGUCGUCGCGAUCGACGUCGACGGCGACGGCGACGUCGACGCGCUCGCGGCGUCCAGGAGCGACGACACGGUCGCGUGGUACGAGAACGACGGGUCUCAGUCCUUCACGGAGUUUAUCAUCACGACGAUCGUGGACGACCCCCGCUCCGUCUUCGCGAUCGACGUCGACGGCGACGGCGACGUCGACGCGCUGUCGACGUCCUACCUCGACGACACGGUCGCGUGGUACGAGAACGACGGGAGCCAAUCCUUUACCGAGCGCGUCAUCACCGACUCGGCGGACAGCGCCUGCUCCGUCUUCGCCAUCGACGUCGACGGCGACGGCGACGUGGACGGGCUCUCGGCGUCCUCCCUCGACGACACGGUCGCGUGGUACGAGAACGACGGGUCCCAGUCCUUCUCCGAGCGCAUCAUCACGACCCUCGCGGACUACGCCCGCUCCGUCUUCGCCAUCGACCUCGACGGGGACGGCGACGUCGACGCGCUCUCCGCGUCCUCCCUCGACGACACCGUCGCCUGGUACGAGAACGACGGGUCGCAGUCCUUCACGGAGCGCGUCAUCUCGGCAUCCGCGGACCACGCCGAGUCGAUCUACGCGAUCGACGUCGACGGCGACGGCGACGUGGACGCGCUGUCGGCGUCCUCUGAAGACGACACGGUCGCCUGGUACGAGAACGACGGCGUCGACGGCGGCGCCGAGUACGUCGUCACGACAAUAGCCGACGGCGCCACAGCCGUUUUUUCGAUCGACGUUGACGGCGACGGGGACGUGGACGCGCUCUCGGCGUCCUACGAGGACGACACCGUCGCCUGGUACGAAAACGACGGCUCCCGGUCCUUCACUCGGCGCGUCAUCACCGACUCGGCGAACAACGCCCGCUCCGUCUUCGCGAUCGACGUCGACGGCGACGGCGACGUCGACGCGCUCUCCGCGUCCAUCUCCGACCAAACGUUCGCGUGGUACGAGAACGGUUGCGAGACCGCCUCGCCGACGUCGAGCCCCGCGCCGACGCCGAGUCAGGCCCCGCCGCCGCGGCCGACGUUCAACUGCGCCAGCGUCUCCUUCGCCGAGCGCAUCAUCACGACGCUCGCCGGCUGGGCCUACUCCGUCUUCGCCAUCGACGUCGACGGCGACGGCGACGUCGACGCGCUGUCGGCGUCCUACGGCGACGACACCGUCGCGUGGUACGAGAACGAUGGGACCGAGUCCUUCACCGAGCGCGUCAUCACAAACUCGGCGGACGGCGCCUACUCCGUCUUCGCGCUCGACGUCGGCGGCGACGGCGACGUCGACGCGCUCUCCGCGUCGGGCGACGACAACACGGUCGCGUGGCACGAGAACGACGGAUCCGAGUCCUUCACGGAGCGCAUCAUCACCGACUCGGCGUACCUGGCCUGGUCCGUCUUCGCCGUCGACGUCGACGGCGACGGCGACGUCGACGCGCUGUCGGUGUCCGCCAACGACGACACGGUCGCCUGGUACGAGAACGACGGCUCUCAGUCCUUCGCGGAGCGCGUCAUCACGGCGCUCGCGGACAACGCGCGCUCCGUCUACGCGAUCGACGUCGACGGCGACGGCGACGUCGACGCGCUCUCGGCGUCCGGCAACGACGACACGGUCGCCUGGUACGAGAACGACGGGUCGCAGUCCUUCACCGAGCGCGUCAUCACGACGCUGGCGGACUAUGCCAACGCCGUCUUCGCGAUCGACGUCGACGGCGACGGCGACGUCGACGCGCUCUCGGCGUCGGGUGCAGAUGAAACGGUCGCGUGGCACGAGAACGACGGGUCCCAGUCCUUCACGGAGCGCAUCAUCACGACGCUCGCCGGCUGGCCCUUCUCCGUCUUCGCCAUCGACGUCGACGGCAACGGCGACGUCGACGCGCUAUCUGCAUACACAGGCGACGACAUAGUUGCGUGGUACGAGAACGACGGGUCGCAGUCCUUCACGGAGCGCGUCGUCGGCACACCGGACGACCCCCGCUCCGUCUUCGCCAUCGACGUCGACGGCGACGGCGACGUCGACGCGCUCGCCUCGUCCGCCAACGACGACACGGUCGCGUGGUACGAGAACGACUGCGGCACGCACGCGCCGUCCGCGAGCCCGACGGCCACGCGCGCGCCCACGCGCCCGGUUCCGGCGCCGACGCCGCGGCCGACGGUGCGCUGCGCGUCGGCCGCCCUGAUCGCCGAGCCGCACGUGUGGAGCGACACGGGAGGCCAGGUGACGGGCGUCCACGCGAUCGACGUCGACGGCGACGGCGACGAGGACAUCGUGGCCUCGGUCCUGCACGUCGACACGGUCGCGUGGUACGACUCCGGGCCGGCCGCGCACGUCAUCGCCGCCGACUUCGUCGGCGCCAAGUCCGCCCGCGCGAUCGACGUGGACGGCGACUUCGACGUGGACGUGCUGGCGGCGUCCGGCGUCGCCGACGCCGUCGCCUGGUUCGAGAACGACGGCUCCCAGUCCUUCACCAAGCACGUGAUCGCGAACUCGCCGGACCACCCCGCGUCCGUCUGCGCCAUCGACGUCGACGGCGACGGCGACGUCGACGCGCUUUCGGCCCCCCUCCUCGACGACACGGUCGCGUGGUACGAGAACGACGGCUCGCAGUCCUUCGCGGAGCGCGUCAUCACGAACUCGGCGGACGCCGCUACCAACGUCUUCGCCAUCGACGUCGACGGCGACGGCGACGUCGACGCGCUCGCCUCGUCCGCCAACGACGACACGGUCGCGUGGUUCGAGAACGACGGGUCCCAGUCCUUCUCGGAACGCGUCGUCACGACGCUCGCGGACCACGCCUACGCCGUCUUCGCGAUCGAUGUGGACGGCGACGCCGACGUCGACGCGCUGUCGACGUCGUGGAGCGACGACGCGGUCGCCUCGUACGAAAACGACGGGUCCCAGUCUUUCACGGAGCGCGUCCUCACGACGCUCGCGGACAACGCCUACGCGGUCGUCGCCGCGGACCUGGACGGCGACGGCGACGUGGACGUCCUCUCGACGACGGGGGCGGACAAGGUGCUGACCCUGUUCGUCGACGACGGCGGCGCCUUCGUCGCGGCCUGUGUCACGGCGCAGGUGCUCGACGAGACGGCCGUCGUCCACUUGAGCGCGAUCUUCGCCGAGGACGUGGACGGCGACGGCGACGUCGACGUCGCCGUCGGCACGCACGAGGGCCUCGUCGCGGUCUUCGAGAACGCCUGCGAGCUCCCGCCGCCGACGGCCGCGCCGUCGUCGCCGCCGUCGCCCGCGCCGUCGUCGCCGCCGUCGCCCGCGCCGACGACCGCGGCGCCGUCGAGCGCGCCGUCGACGACGGUGCGCCCGACGCCCCGGCUCGCGCCGUCGCCGCCGCCGACGCGGGCGCCGACGGCCGCCCCGUCGUCGCCGGCCCCGACGCACGACCCCGCGUGGCUCGCCGCGGAGCUCAACGCGACGCUCCGGACGCUCUGCGACGGCUGCCCGGCGGCCUGCGACGCCGCCGCCGCCGCGGGCGACGCCUGCGGCGCCGCGGCCGAGGACGCGGCCCUGUCCGCGGAGGCGGUCGCGCGGGCCGCGGACGCGCAGGCGCUCGGCGCAGGCGUGCGGGCCCUCGCGCUCGACGUCGCCGACGGCGUCCUCGCGGCGACGGCCGUCGGCGCGCUGACGGACAACAUUUCCGGCGCGGUGCUGCGGACCAUGUCCGACGUCUUGGAGGACGCGGAGGACGCGGGCGGCGACGGCAACGCGACGCGGCGCGUCGUCGCGCUCCGGGACGAGCUCCUGCACCAGGCGGGCGCGUUUCUCGCCGCCAACGGGUCGGUGACCGUGUCGUCGCCGGCCAUCGUCGUGAGCGUCCAGGUCGCGGCGGCGGGCGAGCCCGCGGCCGUGCGCGUGGCGGACGGCUACGCGGUCGCGCUGCCCGGCGAGGCGCUGGCCGGCGACGCCGCGGUCCGGAUCCGCGCGACGCUCUGGCGGCGCGUCUUCCGCCGGGGCGGCGUCGCGGACGGCUUCGCGCUCGUCGCCGACGAGCUGGAGGUCGAGGUCUGGGACGCGGGCCCCGUCGCCGUCUCCGGCCUCGCGGCGCCGGUCCUGCUCCGGCUCCCCGCCGCGGGCGGGUCGGACCGGCGCUGCGUCUACUGGGACGGCGCCUGGACGGAGGCCAACGUGACGCUCGUCGGCGGGACCAACGGGUCCGCGAUUCUCGAGGAGCGCGCCAAGGCGCGGGGACUCACGGGCCGCUGCCUCGCGGCGCUGCUCGCCGCGAACGGGUUCUACGCGCUCUGCGCCCUCGGCCUCUCGGCGGCGGCGGCGGCGGGGUCCGUCGCGAGCGACGACCGCGACGCCGUCGCGCGCGCGCACCUCGCCUUCUUCGCCGGCGCCUGCGUCUCGCAGGGGUGCGCCUACGUCCACCUCGGGCUGCGCCUCGGCCGGCGCCUCGACGCGCUGGGGCAGGCCGACGAGCGCGUCGCGCGGCUCAAGCGGCGCGUGCGGACGCUCCUGCGGACGACGGGGUCCGGCGCGGUCGCGCUGGGGGCGCUCGCGGCCGCGGGCGCCGCCGCGACGGACCUGGGCCCGCGCGCGGCCUUCUACCUCUUCCACGUGGCCAUGCGCAUCGCGGAGGUCGUCGUCGUCGGCGUCACCUGCCGCCAGAGCCUCCGGCCCCGCGACGACGCCGCCGCGCGCGAGUCCGACGACUUCUUCCCGCUGACCUGGGCGCGGCUCCUGCGCUUCUCCGACUACGUGCGCCACUCCGCGGACGACGGCAAGCACGCCUUCCGCCUCAGCGACCUCGUGCUGCCGCCCGAGCCCGCGGGGGGGUCCGACGGCGUCGAGCUCGGCGAGGUCGCGAAUCCGCUGCCGGGACGGGGGGACCCCUUUGACGAGGGCGACGUCUACGGAGCGCGCGAGGAGCAGCCCGUCGUCAUCGUCAACCCGACCGCGCCGCGCGCCGGGGGCGACGAGGGCCCGGCCCUCGGCGACGAGGGCGACGUCUACGGCGCGAAGGACGACGACGUCGUCGUCGUCGCCAAUCCCGCGUCGCGGCACGCGGCGGACGCGGACGACGGCCCGGACCUCGGCGACGAGGGCGACGUCUAUGGGGGCGACGAGAAGGAGGACGUCGUCGUCGUCGACAAUCCCGCGGCGCGGCACUCCCGGGGCGGCGACGACGACGUCGACGUCGACCUCGGCGACGUCUACGACGACCCCGGGGACGCCGUCGCGGGCGCGUCGUCGCUCGCGCGCGAGUCCCACGCUAAUGCUUAGCUAUCGG
Molecule: messenger RNA, 6868 nt
Organism: Aureococcus anophagefferens
Lineage: Eukaryota; Pelagophyceae; Pelagomonadales; Pelagomonadaceae
Exons: 5
Coding region: 1-6861 (2286 amino acids)
Molecular function (GO): protein binding
Source: RefSeq, a predicted model, not a curated record